Molecule: messenger RNA, 1624 nt
Organism: Linderina pennispora
Lineage: Eukaryota; Fungi; Kickxellomycota; Kickxellomycetes; Kickxellales; Kickxellaceae
Product: P-loop containing nucleoside triphosphate hydrolase protein
Exons: 1
Coding region: 325-1416 (363 amino acids)
Molecular function (GO): hydrolase activity; ATP binding; DNA helicase activity
Source: RefSeq, a predicted model, not a curated record
AGCCAGCACACCAGGACGGCACGGCCACGGAAGCGCAGGAAGAGGUUGGACGAUACGGACACCAAGAGCGAGUAUGCAAUCCACGAGGACCUGUAUCUCUUCCUGUAUGGCCAGUUUGGCAAGGGGUGCAAUCUCGCAAAUGUUGUAGAAACCCCGAGUCUUCAGUUGCCCGACUCCUCGGGCAAGAGCGGUGCACCUACUGACGACAAAAGCAUUGUGGCAAAGCUGUACCUUAUCCAGAGUACCAAAUCGCGCGGAUACAGCCCCAAGGACUACGAUGUCGAGACGCGGUCGCUUAUCGAGGCGUACAACGAGAUUCUGCACAUGAGCAACCUGAUCGACUUUGACGACAUGCUGACCAUGGCAAACAAGGUGCUGAAGAGCCAGUCUGUCCUGCAGGCCGUGCGAAGCAUGUACCCGUAUCUCCUGGUCGACGAGUUCCAGGAUCUCAACAAUCUGCAGAUGGAUCUGGUCUUGCGCUUGCAGGGGGAUGUUGGGCGAGUCACUGCUGUUGGCGACGAGCGACAGAGCAUCUACGGCUUCCGCGGCGCCUCGUGCGAGAGCAACUUCAAGACGUUCCUGGAUAGCUUUGUUGACGCCGAUGUUGCUCGUACUAAAGGCACCCCUGGCAGCCUUGUCGGAAGCAUGCAGUCGCUGACGGUCAAUUACCGGUCACACAAGAGCAUCGUCGACUUGGGCAAUGUGGUUGCCCGCGACACGGCAGGCGACGACGGGCUACUGGUGAGGCUCCGUGUGCCAUUGCAGGCGCGCGCGACAGCACCGGUGGUGCCCGUGUCGGUGUGCUACAAUGCGACAGCUCAUAAGGAGGCCACGUCAAUAGCCGACAAGAUCAAGUACCUAAUCGACUCCGGGGCGUGCCGGCCCAAAGAUAUCUCGGUGCUAUUCAGGUUCCUCAAAUUUGGCCAGUAUCGGCCGUCAGGUCGCAUUGAGACGGAGCUGAUGAAUUUGGGGAUUCCAUUUGUAGUCCGCGGCGGUGCGUCGCUGAUGAGCACCAGGCGUAUGCAGAACUUCCUUGCGCUGCUGGGCCUAUUGGCCAACCGCAGCAACGACAUUGCCAUGCGCGUUUGCGUUACCGAGUUUGUGCUGCAUCUAGGGCCGGUGUAUUGGAGGCGGAUCGAGGGCAUGGGCCCGGAUUCAAAUGGCGACGGCAGUCUGUUUAGAAAGGCCGAGCGUAUCGUCAGCACCACCAAGAUCCCAAAGAAAGCGCGCGAGAGCCUGGGCCACUUCCUGGCGACGGUCAAGGGCUGGGUUUCGGAUAUGGGCGAGAUGACGCUGAUGGAGCUGGUAGUCAGGAUCUACACAGACUUUGUCAUGGACGCGAGCAUCAAGGCCAAGGCCAAGACCAGGUUUGCACGGAAGGCAGCAGCAGCAGAAGCAGCAGCAGACGAGCGAUGACCACGAUUCCGACAAGGAGCUCAACAAGGACCAGGUGCUGGCAGCACUGCGAGGCAUGGUCGCCGGGUUCUUUCUCAGAGCGCAUCCAGGGCGCCGGCCUGUCGCAGUCGCAGUUCAUUGCUAGCGAUGUGUGCUCAGACGACACAGUGCAGUCGUUCCUGGCACAUGCGUCGAUGAUGUCGGGGUCUGCCGAGGACCUUGGCGAGAU